Messenger RNA from Gambusia affinis (western mosquitofish), 6939 nucleotides. It is a transcript of the gene ptger3, whose product is annotated as prostaglandin E receptor 3 (subtype EP3). The transcript is spliced from 2 exons. Gene Ontology annotation, cellular component: plasma membrane. Gene Ontology annotation, molecular function: prostaglandin E receptor activity. The coding region runs from base 141 to 1409 and encodes 422 amino acids. Gene Ontology annotation, biological process: positive regulation of cytosolic calcium ion concentration; negative regulation of gastric acid secretion; inflammatory response. NCBI's taxonomy places the organism in Eukaryota, Metazoa, Chordata, Actinopteri, Cyprinodontiformes, Poeciliidae. The record is from RefSeq and is a predicted model, not a curated record.
AAUAACGCGAGAAAGCCAUAGCCAGAACAAAGAAGAGUUCCUUUAACGUAUGGUAAUUAAUUAUUAAUUUUUACUGGCAGUGUCAGCUCCCUGCUCGCCCUGGACGAUAAGUAGUCCCGCCUCCAGCGCGUAAAGCCAUAAUGCGCCUUUACGCACUGUUCUCACUAAGAGAAGUGCGGACCUCAAGAAGAUGCUGGGCGUAUUCAGGCGAGAUACUCGCAGCAUCUAAGAUUAUUGUUCCCUCAAGAAUUGCCGUGGACAUCCCAGCGGCUGCAAAAAUGACUGCUAAAGACACUGGGUGCACCAACGCUUCCAUCCAAGUUUGCGACAACAAGACGAAUGCCGGUGGGAAUGUAUCUGUUGGAUUUCCAAUAUCCAUGAUGGUCACUGGCGUAGUUGGCAACUCUUUGGCUCUCAUUCUGGUGUACAUAUCAUACAGAAAAAAGGAAAACAGAAGAAAAAAGUCUUUCUUACUUUUCAUCGGAUCUUUGGCUUUGACAGAUCUGUUCGGACAACUUUUGACGAGUCCAGUUGUUAUAUCAGUCUACCUGGCUGAUCUGAACUGGUGCGCAAUUGACAAUACAGGGAAGCUGUGCAAAUACUUCGGUGUUUGUAUGACAACUUUCGGGCUGUGUUCUCUCUUUUUGGCCAGCGCCAUGGCUUUAGAAAGGGCCAUGGCGAUAACAAACCCCCAUUGGUACUCUAAUCACAUGAAGACAAGCAUGACAAAGAUGACACUGGCUGCCAUAUGGUGUUUUGGGUUUCUCUUUUCUCUGCUGCCUAUUGCGGGGAUCGGGGAGUACUCGAACCAGUGGCCGGGCACCUGGUGCUUCAUCAGCACGGGGAAGAGUGAGUCUUCUGCCAAUGUGUUUUUCGCCAUCACUUUCUCUGUUCUUGGGAUUUUCUCGCUACUUGUGACACUAUCCUGCAAUGUGAUGACUAUCCGAGGUUUGAUCAUUCGGUGUAAAACAAAGAGUGGUGCAUCCCAGUCUUCAAAGCAGUGGGAGCGUCUCACCACGGAGACUGUCAUUCAGCUCUUAGGAAUCAUGUGCGUCCUGAUUAUUUGCUGGUCUCCACUGCUGUUAUUGCUGCUGAGGAUGAUCUACAGCCAAGUAUCCUCCCAAGAAUGUAAGACAACAAACACAACAUCCACUUCCAUCCAGAGCAAAGUUUCAAAUCUUGACUGUGACUUUUUUCUGACCGCAAUACGUUUGGCCUCCCUCAACCAAAUCCUGGACCCGUGGGUCUACCUGCUCCUGAGAGAGAUCCUCCUGCGAAAGUUCUGCAUCAUGGCCAAUGCCGUCUCCAACUGCUCCGCAGAAGAUCCGAAGGAGAGCCAGACAGCACUGGAUGCUCUCAACAAACAAAAUCAACAUGGGAGCAACAUUUGUAAAGCAACAAGUAAUUAAAUCAGCAUUUGGCAAUAAUUACCAUCCUAUGACCUGUUGAUCAAAAUGCUUUCAGAACUAAAGAAAUAACAAAGGAAAGCAAAUAAAUGCAUAACCUUCUACACAAGGACUGUGCAGUGGGAUGCAGCUGAGCCUCCUGUACAGGUACAGGUAUCUGUUUUGUUUAAAACACAUUUCAUUGAAGGGUACUGAACCAACAUGUGAAUGAUUGACUCUGCCAUUCUUUAAAUCUGGCUGCUGUGUGGCCAUCAGAACUUUCUUGUGACCAAGGUUAAUAUAAACUUUUGAUAGAUGCAACAUCUGCAUGAGGGUUAAUUCUGACUGAUAACUCAUGUGAGGCAAUGAGUUGACUGUAAGACUAUCUAAUGUAAGUUUUGUUGAAUGAAGAGAAAAGUGCUGAAAACAUGUUGUAAAUAACUUUGUUUUCUCUUCUGUGAUGCAGGUCAUUUUGCUUAAGAAGCAAUCAUAUUUAAAGAAAACAUAUAUUCUAAACUGGAGCCUAUGGUUGAAAAUACUGUUAUUUAUUAGUGUCUGUAAGAUUUUGUCCUAAUGAAGUUAUCUGCCUGGUUCCACUUUUUGCAAAUUUAUACCUUCCUGCACAUCACGCUUCUUGACUACCAGCCAGGACUAAUAAAUGUGAAGCUUUGUUGGCAGGUCUCAUCCUGAACAUUAAAUACAUUGCACAUGUAGACCUUCUUCUGCAGUAUUUGUUUCAAAAACCCAAGAAACUCAUAAUAAAGUGUCAAGGAGCUAUGGAAUGGAGUGUAUACUUGCGGUGACAGACAUUAUGAGGCAUAAAACUACUUGUUAGGGAACUGUACACUCUACAACUUGUUGCAAACUGUACAGCAUUUUCACCAGCCAGUUAAUAACAUGUUAUGGUUUUAUAUAACAUACGACAAAGAAGGUGCGCUGUAUACAGUAUGUUUAAAACUGACCAUCACUUGAAAUUAUAUUCAUCAUAUUUAAAUUGUUUUAUGUACGUGGAUUUUUAAUUAACGUCUUGCCUGCAGUGGAUAGUAUCUGAAGUACAAAUGUAUAUACGUUUGUGCUGGAGGGUAAAGCUAACAGCUUGGUCAAAGAGGGCAAACAUAAAAGGAGCCUAAAACAAGUUCCAUCUCAACAGCAUCAUAGCAAAUGUUUUUUUUAUAUACCUUUUAACAUUGAUAACACAAGGAGCAAUGACUGUUUACCCUGAAAAAGGAGGUUAGAAGUGGUGCACCAGCAGUGAGUGAGCACUUUCCUGUGUUACCGAAAUUGGAAUAAGUAAAGUGCUUAUACACUAAAUUAUUGUGGUGCCAAAGGCAGAAAUACCAAAGUGCUAUAUGUGAUUCUGUGUGACAUUGGUCUCAUUUUGUUGUGGGAAUUCUAUGUAGAUACUGAAUGAAAACACUAGCCUGGUAAGAAACCAGCGUCUUGUUCUACACUUUGCUUCGUACGGAGGGUCUGGGUUCUUGGCUGUUGACAAAUUGCUUGCUUGAACUCUGUUGGGGAUUUAAAUUGAACCCAGUGGCAAAAGUUUACCCAUGAUGUAUGUAAUGUGCCAGUUUGAUGCUACAAAGCUUACCAGAAAUUGCAUUCUCUGUAAACAACUAUCCUCCAUUUAGAAGAGACACACGGUUGAGGAUAUCUUGUUCUUCGUUCACUUCCUUCACAGCCACUGGCUAAAUCAUGGGUAGAGUAGAAUACUAAAUCAGUGCAGAAACCUCUCCUUCUGUUCACUGAUUGGGCUGGUUUAAAUUUUAUUGGAGAAAUCCAAUAAUAUGAGAAAAAGCCCAAUUAUUGACGAAACUUAUUGAGAGCCAUGGAAGACAUAAAAAGCCCCAGGUUGUAGAGACCUGAAAUAGCUGUUAUAGCUUCAGUAUUGAUCAGCAAAUCAUUACGUGAAGUACCUUAAGUACUUCACGUAAAGUCUAAUUAGUUUUAAUAAUAUAGACAACAUUAUUAUACAAAAUCUUUUCUCAUCUGAGGUUUGUCAUAUUGUUUUGUAGUUUUGACUGAAAAUGAGAAAAUUGGUUCGUAUAUUCAUAUUACCUAUGCUUUCCUUGUUUCUAUGUGUUCUGUGUUGUACUUGACAGUUGACCUCUUGUUAGGACUUUUAAAGUGAAUAUCAACUCACAGAUUAAAAAAAAAACAUGAAAAGAAGCAGAAAUGAUGCUGUGAAAUGUGGUGGUUACAUUGUUGUUUAUGUUCAUACAGUAUAGCUACUCAUUUGUUUGGAUGUAUCAUAGUGUACUCUAUUUUCUCUCAAAGUCAGCAGAAUUUACUUCGUUAAAUCUCCACCGUGCUCUUGCUAAACAGAGUUAUUUAUUCACAACUUUUACACACAAAGUGCAGUUUGUCAAGAGGGCUCAGAUGGAAUCGAUGUACCUUAUAAUGAGGUGGCUUGAUCUUUGUCCCAACUUUCUAAAAGUCAAUAUGAAAAAAACGAAGGGUAACUGUUGAUUUUGCAAAAUGUGCGUAUAUUUUAACAGCUGUGUUGUUCUGAUAUUUGAUAUUAUAUUUAUAGAGUGGCAUCAUUUUGACACUGCAUAUAAUUUCUUCAUGUCUGGAAAACAUGAGAUUGAUAUGAUACACGUCACGUUUCUGUCUCUAGCAGUUAACCCACCUCUCUGCCUCCUUUGCACAUCAACCAAUCAGAUUAGGCUAAUGUGCACCAUCAUCCGUGCCUGGUUUUGCCUUUGUCUUUUAACUGUGAGAAGACACACAAGCUCAUUGAUAAUGACCCUAUCGGAAAUUGUUAUCUCUGAAACUGAUGUGAAAGAUGAGAAUUUUUUUUCCUGUUUCCAAGUAACUGUUCAUUUGCUGAGAGAAACAGAGCCAAACUGGGCUUAUCUUGUGCUAGUUGUAAACACUGUUUGCUAAAACCUGAUAGAUGAGAGAAAAAAAAACAGAGGUUAAGAGAAAUCAAAACAUUUUACACCAUAAUGAAUUGAUAGUCAUGAUUACUAUAGAUUUUAUUGCAUUAUGUAAAUGUGGUUUUGAAAGAAUAAUGUCUUCCUCAACAAUUCCUCAGUUUCACUACAUAUAAAUGGAUUCGCUUUGGUGUAAGUGGUUUUCACCUGAAUUAAUAUUGAAACUAAUUGAUCGUGUGGCGUGGCUGUGCAUUAGCAAUAUUUAUCCUGAGCAAAUGUCCACCUGCAACAGUUAACAUGAACGCAAACGGGCAGCUCUGUGCUUUGAGGUUUUACACUUAAAAGAAUGAAAAUUAAUAAUGUUCCAGGAUACAACCUAAUUACAUUACACUUGAAGCUGCAACAUUUAAUAGCUUCAGUUAUACCAAAGCGUCUUGAUAAAAUGAAUUAAAAUAAGGAAUAUGCCUUUAUAGCACCUUACUGUGGAAGGGAAAGUGUGAGGAUUGUAAUUAAUUUGACCAGAUGGAUGUAGUAAGAUGCAAUGAAAUAUUUACUGAGACCAUUUCCUGUUGUACUGCAACACAGUUUUGGUCAUGAAUUAUGUAUGAAUAUUUCAUCCAAGGUCUACCCGAGGGUAUUAUGGGAUGAGAAUAUCAAGAAAUCCUCUUUAUGGACCCACAAAGCUCAGAGAUAAUGUUUGGCCUUGCUUAGAGAUUUACCAGAAAUGUACUUAAUAUAUGUUUAUAAAUUAUUCUGUCUCACUAUGACCCAUCUGCCUUGUGUUUCAAUACCAUAGGAAAACUUAAUUCCAUGGGAAAAUUAUGCUUAAAUGUCAUUGUAGAUACACAAUUUGAUCUUUAAGCAAGGCAGGCUGCCACAAUUGUGUGUCACUGCUUGUAUAUAUCAUGUACUGUAUACCCCACAUGUGCACCACUGCUGCAGAACUGCUACAGCUGUGACCCAGCUGUAGCAGUGCCUAAUAACAUUACUAGAUCUCAGACAAUGCUAUGUUGUCUCCAUUCAAGAAGAUAGACUCACCUCGGCAUAUUUCACACUUGAAACAGAAAGUAAAUGUUUCACAUUAUUUAAGUUAAUGUUUAUCUGACCAACUAGGGACAUUCACAGAGUAUUUAAGUGUCCUUCGUAAGUGAGUUGUUGCUCCUUAAAUAUGUAGAAAAAGCAAAAAAAAAGUGAUAUCAAAGCAAAAGUAAUGUUCCUGGUUACAAUGCAACUCCACAGUGAAAUCUGCACUUGCAAAGAUGUAACAAGAUUUUAAAUUUUGCAGAAAUUCCCCCUCACUUCCUCACAUUUCAGAUUGUGUGGCAUGACUCUUUCAAUGUGCCAGUAUAUGUAACAUGCCACAAAAAAGUGUCUGUAAACAAACACUUAUCAUUGUUUUGGAGAACAACUAUAAUCAUUUAAUUAUAAUAAUUACUACGUUUAAGUCGGAAAAUAUUUAUUGUUGAGAGCACUCCCGCGGGGCAUUCACACAUUCAUUCUGCACCAGAAUCAUUGGGAAUAAUGCAAUUACAUAAUGACCAAAUCCAGAAAUGGUAGUUGGCCUGCUCUCAGACUCUAAUCUAAUGCGUGGGAAUGAUUUACUGAUUGUCUUAUGACCUUGGUGUCUUGAGAUUGUUUUGAUAAGGAGAGAAUGUCUGAUAAGAGUAUGGUUGAAUGACGUGUCUUAAAGACUGAUUCACUUUGGUUUAAUAUCUUUAACAUGCAAAAUACUAGUCAAAUUCUAAAAUGUAGUAAAUAUGUAUUGUAUGUAUAGCAUUAAUUCUCCAUCUGCAAGAAAAAAUGCCACAACUUUAUCUUUCCAUUUGUAUUUGUCAUGUAAACUGGUUUCCUGCAAAAUAAUCCUGUUCUUGUUUAUGAGAAGAACUGGAUAGGACAUUUUGUUUUACUUUUUUCUCAUUUUGCUGGUGGUGUAAAAAUCAUAAACAUUUUGCAGAUAAAGCACAUAAUGACCUGUUUUCAGAAACUAUGUUGAAUAAACAAAUAACCAGAAAACACAGAAAAGUAAGAUGCACCAUUUUGAGUCCAUUUUUAAGAGCUAACAUGGAUUUUUCUGUGCACACAGAAACACGUUUGUCCAUACCUUUGUGACCAAAUGCCUCAGAUGGUUUUGUGCAUGUGAUGCCUGUGGAUACCACUGAUCAAAGUUCUCUAAAUUACAAAAAAAAAAUCUUUGGAAUGGGUUUUUAGAUGAGGGCUGCAUAACAAAAUUAUUUCUUUGUUUUAUUUCUUAUGCACUGAGUGAGCAACUCUGCAGACUUGUGCAAUCUUGCGUAAUUUUUAUCUUCAAAAGGCUUACAAUAUUUCUUGUUGAAAUGAAAAUAGAAAUGGAUUUCUUUCCAGACAGGUGUUUCCUGAUAUCUAUGUCUUUGUUCUGUGUCAGUCCAACAUACAGCCCUCCUUCUAGUCAUUAUGUAAUCCUUAAAAUACAAGAAAAUAGAAAUGAAUCAAGUUCUUUCACAAAGUGCAGUAAAAAUCAAAAGACACAUUGUUGAACUUUGUGUGUUUUUGUGCUAAACAAAAUGACUCAGAUGUAGUUUUCUUCUUCUAAAUAUAUUCUACUUUGUGAAUGUAUUUUGCUGCUGGCCACUGAAAAGCUUGUGUAGGCUUCUUGUUGUUUAUGCAUUGUGUUUCUAAUGGGCUAAUAAAAAGAUCAA